This is a messenger RNA of Adineta ricciae, 480 nucleotides long. The record is from the annotation of a GenBank genome assembly. NCBI's taxonomy places the organism in Eukaryota, Metazoa, Rotifera, Eurotatoria, Adinetida, Adinetidae.
AUGGAAGAAAAACAGUUGGUUCAUCGAGAUAUUAAACCGGCAAAUAUCCUACUGAAUAAAGAUGGAGAUAUCAAAAUCUGUGAUUUUGGUGUCACUGGCGACUUGAGUAAACGAUCAGAAUAUACAGUGAGGACCGGUGAUCCACUUUAUCGGUCACCACAGCGCGAAACUUGUGCUAUCGAAAGUGACAUGUGGGCAUUCGGAAUGACUUUAUUGGAAGUGAUCAACGGAAAACAUCCAUUCGCCGAGCCCGAUCCCAAUAACAUCGCAUGGAUGAUUGACAAAUGGAAACCGGAAUUCUCAACCAAGAUAUCCGAUGAUAUAAACGAUCUUGUUUCAAGUUUAUUGCGAAAAGACCGGCAGAAUCGACCUUCAUCAUACGCGGAUAUUCUUGAGAAACCUUGCAUUUGUGGUGUGUCCACAAUGCCGACAGAUGAUGUACGCAAAUUUAUUCGUGAUAUCAUCAAAAGCAUUCUAUGA